UGUCUUUACUUAAACAAUCAUUAUCUAACGUCUAAGCCAUUGGUUUUGUUUUUAUUUUUGGUGUUGAGAGCAGAACCUGGGGACAGAGUAGAAGUUAACGAGCCAAUUGCCCAGGUUGAAACGGAUAAGGUACUAACUCUUAGUAGCAGUUCUUAUCUAAGGAAGGAGAUACUGUGGAACCUGACUCAAAGAUUGCUGUCAUAUCGAAAUCUGGUGAAGCUGUAUGUUGCACCAUCUGAUAAGGCUACUCCAUCGCCAUUGUCUCCUGCUGAAGAGGAGGAGGAGAAGCCAAAGCCUAAAGUUGAAACAACACCUGUUGUACAAAAGCCUAAAGAAUCUUCCUUACCUUCUAAAUCCUUCGCUACAGAGCCCCAGCUGCCUCCUAAAGAAAGGGAAAGACGAGUGCCUAUGACAAGGCUUAGAAAACGAGUUGCCACGCCGUUAAAAGAUUCUCAAAACACAUUUGCAUUGUUGACAACAUUUAAUGAAGUUGAUAUGUCAACUAGUCAAGCUGGGUUUCUAGCAUGAGCUAAAUCUACGAAAGGAAAAUCAUUCAAAAGAUAUUGAUCUUUGGUUCGAUUUAGUCAAUCUUGGUUAUUCUUGAAGUAGGAGGUUCUCAACAAGAAUUAUUUAUUUAUUUAUUGUAGCUCCUCAACAAGGAUUGAUUUAUUUCUUUGUCAUGUCUCGAUUCUAUCAAGGGACAUGAAUGUCCUUGAUUCA
Olea europaea var. sylvestris is the source of this 720-nucleotide messenger RNA. Its product is annotated as dihydrolipoyllysine-residue succinyltransferase component of 2-oxoglutarate dehydrogenase complex 1, mitochondrial-like. The transcript is spliced from 4 exons. The annotation marks the transcript as partial. The record is from RefSeq and is a predicted model, not a curated record. NCBI's taxonomy places the organism in Eukaryota, Viridiplantae, Streptophyta, Magnoliopsida, Lamiales, Oleaceae.